Messenger RNA from Chaetomium globosum CBS 148.51, 2829 nucleotides. RefSeq lists its product as uncharacterized. Gene Ontology annotation, biological process: tRNA methylation; wybutosine biosynthetic process. Gene Ontology annotation, molecular function: protein binding; tRNA methyltransferase activity. NCBI's taxonomy places the organism in Eukaryota, Fungi, Ascomycota, Sordariomycetes, Sordariales, Chaetomiaceae. The record is from RefSeq and is a predicted model, not a curated record. The coding region runs from base 1 to 2829 and encodes 942 amino acids. The transcript is spliced from 7 exons.
AUGACACGGAAACCCAAGCCCGCGCCCCAAGGCGACAACCCCGCCACCGGGCCAGCAAGCAAAUCCGCCCAAGCCAAAGCCCAGGACGACCAAGUCAUGGCGACCAACAACAGCAGCAUCGUCUCCAAGCGCAGCGUCGAGAAGCUGUACUACCCAGCCGAGCCGCCCUUCUUCCGCCACUUUGUCAAGAAGUUCCAGCGCCGCGCCCCGCUCAUCAACCGCGGCUACUGGCUGCGCUUGCGCGCCAUUGAUGUGCUGUGUCUCACCCGGUAUCCGGGGGAGUGUGGCGGCGUGAAGUUUGUGGAUGUCGAUUUUCCCGAUCUGAUCGAGAGGAAACGGCAGACUGUAGUUGGAACGCCUGAGCUGGUGGGCAUGUUUACGGAAGUGAAAGAGGCUGCUGGAUUGGCUGCGCCGGUGGUGUUUGAGAGUGACCAGUAUGUGCAGAUCGGGUGUGAUCUGAGGGAGCUCGGGACGCUGCGGCGGGGGUUAGCUACCGCGGUGGGAGACUUUGAUGCGUGCGAGUUUAUCUUUGUAGCUGAGGUGUCCAUCACGUAUAUGGAAAGGGAGGGCGCAGAUGAGGUUAUCCGGUGGGCUUCCACUGUGGGGCGUGCUGAGUUCGUUCUCCUGGAACAGAUUCUACCCGAUGGCGAGGACCACCCCUUCGCUUCGACCAUGCUGAGCCAUUUCGAUAAGCUCAACACGCAGCUCAAGUCGGUCAGCACUUACCCGACUGUGACGGACCAACAUGCGCGCUUUUCAUCCCGUGGCUGGGACUCGGUCAACGUCCGGACCCUCUGGCAAGCGUGGGCCGACGAGACCUUCCUGUCCAAGUCCGAACGCCUCCAGCUGGACGAGAUCGAGCAGUUUGAUGAGUGGGAGGAGUUUGCCCUCUUUGCGAGCCAUUACUGCGUUGUACAUGCGAGGACAGGAAGCAACCCUGCUGUGGUACCACCUCCGCCUGUGCCUUCUAAAUCCGAACAAGUUCAAGCGCAAGUGGUGGAGAUGCAUUUCGACGAAUGUUCCGGUGUUAGAGGUCAGCGGCGUUUUGGGGCGGGCAUGCGAUUGCCUCAGAACGGAAAGAAUGGGGCGCAGGAGUUCGUGCUCAAUGCUUUGGGCCUAGGCACCAAGAGCCGGUUGCAGUCUUGCGAUCUCUUCCGUUCAGGUACUAUUGAGGGCGAGAAGGCAGUCACCUUCGGCGAGGGAGGCCCAGCGACGAGAAUGUGCCAUUCUUUAACGGACCUCGGAGACGGAGGAGCUUUGUUGGCAGGAGGGCGGGGCUCACCUUCAGUCCCGCUCGCGGAUUGUUGGUUGUUCAACAAGGACACGAAGACUUGGACUCAGACACACGGCCUUCCCACAGCCCUGUACCGGCAUUCCGUUGUAGCUUUGGGUCAGUCUGGUACCGCCUUGCUGGUUGGCGGUAGGGGAGUGGCCGAGGCUUUCGGCGGUUGCCUUCUGUACCAUCCUGUUGCGGGGUGGGUGGACUGCGAGAUCGUCGGCGAAAAGCCGGCUUCGGUGUACGGGGCAGCUCUCUCUUGCAGGGGCGAGAGUACCACGGGAAUUUUCAGUGGUGUUUACGCAGGUGGUCUAGAAGAUGCGCUGGUUUCCGACCAAAUCUUAUCCUGGGAAGCCAAUGUCUCAGAUAUCAACAAACCCACCAUUAAAUUCAACCGCUUGACGAUUAGUAAAAGUAUGGAAAGGGACGUUUCUUGGCUUCUCACAAGAUUUGGCGCAACUUGCCUCCAACGAGGGGAUAAGCUUGUUCUCCUAGGUGGCAUAGCCCGGGAUCAUCUACUUUGUCAUCGGGACGAGGUGCUGUUAUGCUCUCUAGAGGAAGGCGGAAUCACCAUCACCAGCCGACUGAUUGGUAAGGUAUCAGGGGAAGGGGAGCCAAAACCACGCCCGUUGUUCGUCGGGCAUUCAGUUGCCUCGAUACCAGACGGCCGUAUUGUGGUGGUAGGGGGUGGCGCCACCUGCUUCUCCAUGGGCACCUUCUGGAAUAAGGGAGUGUAUACCCUCCGGAUUCCUAAACUGGGAGGCGGACAGGAGGGUAUCUCCUCAUCUGCCUCCAGAUGGGUGCACGAGAAAACGAUCGAUAUUGUUUCGAUCCAACGGAGACCUCCGGCUGCUCCUAAACCCGAGAAUAUCGGCGAACCGGCUCCAAUUACCGCGAUCCCUAGACUAAAGUUACAAACUGCGGACGAUUUUCUCAAGAUUAUCGUUAUUCACGAGGCCGCGACCCAGGCGAUGGAUUUUACCGCCAAGAACUUCCGCUAUGUCACCGCUGAGUUUGGUCAUUUUACCCAGAGGAUAGAACAAGGCGAUAGGGUGUACUUGAGGGCCCUGUCACACGACAAGCCGUCCGAACAACCGGCGCUGUUGGCAGAUGACUUCCCAGCGUUGGCACCCGACUUCGUGUUGCCCGCCCAGCUUUCACUGGUGGCGGAGAACCUAUUCAGCUCAGUAUUGAGGAUGUCUGGACCAGUGAACAUGUGGCUACAUUAUGAUUCACAUAGACUCGCCCACACCCAUCCCAACGAAGCUAUCCUGUCGCCCGGGGAUGUUUUAUUCCUGCCUCCGCUCUGGCUACACACGGCGACACCGACCUCGGACAAGAGCAUUGCAGUAAAUGUCUUCUUCAAGGACCUUGAGGCAGACCACUACGCUCCCGGCCGGGACGUUUACGGAAACCGGGAUCUUGCUGCCUACGAAAAGGGGAGGCAAGACGUUGCCCGCAUCGCAAAUAGCUUCAAGAAGUUACCGGCCGAGGCUAGGGAGUUCUACCUCUUGAGGUUGGCAGAUGAACUCCGCACAAGGGCGAGCGGAUGA